AUGCGCAUCUCUUCUCUCUUCACCGGCCUUCUGGGUCUGGCUACCAUAGUCUUCGCACACCCCGGCCACGAUAUCAAGGCCGAAGCUGCCGAACGUGCCUCUGCCUUGAAGGGCAUACACACUCGAAGCCUAGACAAAUGCUCUACAGAGCCCAACGCCCACACCAUCGAAGCCGCCAACGUCGCCCGCCGCAAGACCAUGCUGCAUAGAAUCCGCCAGGCGCGUGGUCUCACCGGGCCUGUCCUCCAACGCGACCUUGCUCCUUUGAACGCAAGCCACGCAUCAAACCUAUCAGUCACACCGUCCACAGACCCAGCAACGCUCUUCCAGUCCAGCGGAUCUUGUAUCCUCGCCGAAGACACCACCCAAGGGCCAUACUACGUCUCCGGCGAACUCAUCCGCCGCACCCUAACCGAAUCUCAGCAAGGAAUCCCCUUAUAUCUAGACAUCCAACUCGUCGACAGCAGCACCUGCGCCCCCGUGCCCUCGAUCUGGGUCGACCUUUGGAGCUGCAACGCCACAGGGGUGUACUCGGGGGUCAGCGAAGCCGGAAACGGGGUUGGAGAAAACGACCAGGCCAACCUCAGCCGCACUUUUCUGCGCGGGCUGCAGCAGACAGACGACGCGGGGGUCGUGCAGUUCCACACCCUCGUUCCGGGCCAUUAUGCGGGGCGCGCGAACCAUGUUCAUAUGCUUGCGCAUGGGCACGGGACGAGCGUAAACACGAACAAUGGAACACUGAGCGGGCUAUACGCGCCUGAUUCAAUGCGGAGCGCACAGAUUUUCUUUGACCAGGGCCUGAUUUCGGACGUUGAGGAGACCGAACCGUAUGCGGGCAAUGGGGUUAAGCAUACCGCGAAUGUCGAGGACUUUAUCCUGCGGCAGGAGCUGGAUGGGGGCAUUGAUCCGUUUGUGGACUGGGUGUUGCUGGGCGAGGAUAUUCGGGAUGGGGUGUUUGGGUGGAUUAGGGUUGCGUUGGAUAAGGAGGCUGAGGCGGAGGAUGUUGCCCCUGCGGUGUUUCGGACUGGGGAGGGAGGGGUUGAGAAUGAGGACUUUAGUUGGCCUGCUGGAGGGCCGCCUACGCUUCCUACGCCGUGGUGA
Messenger RNA from Aspergillus puulaauensis, 1101 nucleotides. RefSeq names its product intradiol ring-cleavage dioxygenase. The record is from RefSeq and is a predicted model, not a curated record. Lineage: Eukaryota; Fungi; Ascomycota; Eurotiomycetes; Eurotiales; Aspergillaceae. The transcript has 2 exons. Bases 1 to 1101 code for a protein of 366 amino acids. Gene Ontology annotation, molecular function: oxidoreductase activity, acting on single donors with incorporation of molecular oxygen, incorporation of two atoms of oxygen; ferric iron binding.